AUGCCAAUUCAAACAAAGAGAUAUAAAAUACGACAUUUGAGAAGACAUGAAAUUCCUCAGUUGCUUCAGAUUUGUCAUAAAGAGGGACGACAUAUGGGAACUACCGAAGAGGUUGAGUCUUGGCUUCAAUUUGAUCCAAAAGGUUUCUUUGUGGCCGUUGAUGACGACGGCGUAAUACUGGGCAGUUGUUGUGGUAUACGAUUAAGUGGACAACACGGGUAUGUGGGGAUGUAUGUGGUAAGUGCUGAAUGGAGAGGCUGUGGUAUAGGGAAGCAGAUCUGGAACGCAGCCAUUCAUCACUUGGGUCACCGAAACAACGGUUUGAGCGCUGUUUCACAUCUCUUCCAAUUAUAUCGAGAUAAGGCUGGCUUUUGUCACAUUGCCGACUGGACAGUCGACUUAUAUAAACUCAAUCACAUGCAUAAACUAUACCAAUACAUUGCAUCGGAUCACUCCAUCAACAAGAGUGAUACCGAUAUCCCUAUCUAUCAGUUAAACUAUGAUAUGUCUGAGUUCUGUACCGUUAGUGUAUCACCAAAGUUGCGAACCAAACCCAUAAAUGACAAAUUGAUAGCCGAUGUCAUUGCUUAUGAUAGACGUCUGCAUUCAUACGACCGGUCAAAGAUUGUCAGACUUACGGUCAGGGAAUCCAAAUGCCGGACUCGAGUGGCUCUCUUGGGAGACACUGUUGUCGGUUACGGUUGUAUUAAACCUAAUUUACAAAACCAUUGGAUGAUAACACCCUUAUAUGCAGACAAUGAAUACAUAGCACGUAUGCUCUUAUGUGACCUGUUGUCGGGCCUAUCGAUGCUUGAGUUGGAUGAAGGGGUGGUCCUCAAGACCCCCAGUAAUAACAACUCGGCCAUCAAUUUGCUCAAAAUGUUGGGUUUCGAGAAGCAGACCUAUAGCUUGAAGCGGUGUUACACCAGACAAGUGUUUGAUGUGCCCACUCAUCACAUCUAUGCGUUACAUACCUCUGUCUUCUGUACUGAAUGA
Messenger RNA from Oppia nitens, 996 nucleotides. RefSeq lists its product as uncharacterized. Bases 1 to 996 code for a protein of 331 amino acids. Gene Ontology annotation, molecular function: acyltransferase activity, transferring groups other than amino-acyl groups. The record is from RefSeq and is a predicted model, not a curated record. The transcript is spliced from 2 exons. Lineage: Eukaryota; Metazoa; Arthropoda; Arachnida; Sarcoptiformes; Oppiidae.